AAAUCUUGAUCUUUCAGCAUAGCACAAUUUUAGGCACCGAUCUAUUCUCUCUCUCUCUAAUAAGAGAUAUGGAAAACUAUCAACCGUUUUUUCCUUUUCAAUCUUCUUCAUCACCAUCUUCUUCCUUGUCACUUAACAUGGUGAACAUUAAUCCUCAUGCUGAUAAUACUCAUGAACAUCAAUACCAUCAAGUUUCUGGUAAUAACAAGUCAAAUGGGUUUUUGGGUUUGAUGUCGGAGAUGGAAGUUUCGGGUACUACUACUACUACUACCACCACCGCAAAUACCAAGACUGUUUCUCACAGCUCGGAAAAUGAUUUGAAAUUAGCGGGAGGGAAGAAAAAGGGAGAGAAGAAGGUAAGAAAACCGAGAUAUGCUUUUCAAACAAGAAGUCAAGUUGACAUACUCGAUGAUGGUUAUAGAUGGAGGAAAUAUGGGCAAAAAGCAGUGAAGAACAACAAAUUUCCCAGAAGUUACUAUAGGUGCACGCAUCAAGGUUGCAACGUGAAAAAGCAAGUACAGAGGUUGACUAAAGACGAAGGAGUUGUAGUGACUACUUAUGAAGGAAUGCAUUCUCAUCCAAUUGAGAAGUCCACUGAUAACUUUGAGCAUAUCUUGAGCCAGAUGCAAAUUUACACUACCUUUUAACUCCUUCCCGGAUAUCCUUUUCAAAAACCAUCUAUCACUCUGUCCCAUGCAUGCAAAAUCGGCCUUGCAGAUUAUAAAAGUACCCACAGAAUCAAUCGGACCUUGUAAAUUAUGUAGUUUUUUUUCUUCUUUUUUUUUAAUAAAAUCCCAUCCAAUUAAAUAAUAAUUUGAUGAAGUCGGUCUAUGACAAUACACAAGUCCACUUGAUCGGUAUUACAUAUACAAAGUUAAUUUAUAUGUAUGAUUCUUUAAUUUGGUAUAGGGUGUGUAGAAAUUUUAUUUGUUUUAUAUAUGUGAUGUAGAAAGAGAAAGCUAAAACAAAAUCUCGGUGGGUUUUUGCUUUAACUUAUUUGUGAUGGCAGUGUAAUUUUUAUUUUUAUUUUUAUAUGCUUGUAGUUUCAAAGACGGAGAUCUAGACUUUUAUUUAUGCAAUAUUAAAUGUACUUAGUUAAAAUAUAAAUUUCCUUUCUUCA
Messenger RNA from Ziziphus jujuba (common jujube), 1120 nucleotides. Its product is annotated as probable WRKY transcription factor 75. Gene Ontology annotation, biological process: regulation of DNA-templated transcription. Bases 69 to 647 code for a protein of 192 amino acids. The transcript has 2 exons. NCBI's taxonomy places the organism in Eukaryota, Viridiplantae, Streptophyta, Magnoliopsida, Rosales, Rhamnaceae. The record is from RefSeq and is a predicted model, not a curated record. Gene Ontology annotation, molecular function: sequence-specific DNA binding; DNA-binding transcription factor activity.